Molecule: messenger RNA, 6436 nt
Organism: Atta colombica
Lineage: Eukaryota; Metazoa; Arthropoda; Insecta; Hymenoptera; Formicidae
Gene: MED1
Product: mediator of RNA polymerase II transcription subunit 1
Exons: 8
Coding region: 233-6226 (1997 amino acids)
Biological process (GO): regulation of transcription by RNA polymerase II
Cellular component (GO): mediator complex
Molecular function (GO): transcription coregulator activity
Source: RefSeq, a predicted model, not a curated record
AGAAGUGGUGUCAGAAUAUAGGGGGUGAACAUUACGGAGACUGGCGUCCUGAUAUUAUCCGAAGGACUGCAUUCGGAAUCGUGUUUCCCGUUAUCACCUGGCCGCUCUGUAAUUUGCCAUGGCCAGUCAGGCCGCCGCGCGUAGUAUCGCGAUUUUGCGAUAGCGUGCUGUAUAAGGAGGCACAAAACACCGCGAAUCAUCGCGGACGCAUCCGUGCCAAUCACCGAAGCACAUGGAUGCGACCAACGGGCAGAAACCCCACGUGGGGCAACCUUCACCCGGAGGAGGAUCUGCCUCCGAUAAGGGCAAGGAAUGGCAAAUGGAAUUUCUGAUGGAAAAAUUGCGUUCCAAGUCUUCCACAUAUAAACCCUUGGUGGAAACUGCUAAAAACAUGCGCAUGGCCAUGCUAGAUAAGCGAUUCGCGAUUGACAGCAUAGAAAAGAAUCAAUUGCAGAAAUGUUUGGACACCCUGCAGCAUUCUAUCAAGGUCACUUCUUUCCAAUCCAUGGUAGAGCGUUUAGAGAGCUUAGCAAGACAGCUGGGAUUAAAGUUCAUGAUGUCUGGUCCUCCAGGCACGGAAAUAUUCAUAUCCUCCGACAUGUUCUUUUUGGAGGUCUUAUUAGAGCCUCCAUCAGGUCUUGUUAGGGACGUUAAAAUCCACCAUGAGGGAAAAAGUGAACAACAGAGUUGCGAAGCACUCGCCUCGGCUUUGUCGCAUGGUGAUUUCGUCGAUUUCACCACGCAACUGGAAGGAUUGGCGUCGAUCUACCAGCUGAAUGCCGAUAAGAAAGUAAAAUGCAAGGCAUUCAGCGCCCUGCAGUCCCUCGAGGCUGAUCUGGGUAUUCUGGCACAGCUGCAGACAUUCAUGAAAGAGCCGUUUAAUCUGGUUCACAAGAGUCCCGUUGGAAUUCUGGAAAGAAGACGAGGCGGUCACCCGAUGAAAUUGACAUAUUUCGUCUCGCCAUACGAUUUAAUCGACGAAGAAAAUCGAACUUAUGACGCUCUGAAUUCUGAUACUAUCAUUAAAAGAAAGAUCGGACACUCCGUGACUGUUUGUAUGGAAGGAUCAACGGGUCACAAGCUGCCUACUUCUAGUAUCAUAACUGUGAAUCGAAGUCCCACGGGCAAGAGCACUCCUUCAUAUGCUCCGCUGACCAGUACAAAUUCCUCCAUGUUGCCAGCUUGCUUUGUGCUGAAACUCGUCAAGAAGAUGCCUAUCUGCAUGGAAUUAGUGAAGAGGAUACAGAAAGUCACGGAGCUCGAGUGCGGCGACAUCUCCGCGCCACAUCCGUUGCUCAGUCUGAUAAUACAGCAUGCAAGCGACGGUCAGCUGGAUUGUCGAAACAACAGAGGCUUAUAUGUGACCUUACCAGAUCAACAACACUGUUACUUCAUGACAGAAAAUAAGAACAUGGAGGGUGUACUGGUAUGUAGUAUCCCAUUCACGCAUCCCGCACAUGUGCCGCAGAUCUUGGUAUACCUGCGGCAGCAGGCGCUGUUUAAUUGUCUAGUCGCGAGCUGCGUGCGGCCCAUGGCACGUCAGGAUCCAGAACAUACUACCAUACUUGAAGUAAGCGCCCUUUCGUGGCAACACAUCAGCGUGAGCGUGGAACAUCCGUACGAAGAGACAAUGGCCACCGCGGAACUGGACUUGACAGACAUAUCGAUGCUUAAGUGCCGGUUGUAUGGCAUGAGUAUGACAACGAACGUUGAACAGACAUCGGAUCUCAGCGGUAGAGUGCUGCAACGUUGCCUCAGCAUCCCGUUGACUAUGCGAAUGCUAUUAAAAAUCUGGGAGGGUCGUUCUUUGCCCGCGGUGAUGAAUAGUUUGACUAGCGGUAGUGGCAGCAGCAAUGGUAGCUACAAUCUCAAUUUAGGAUCCGGUGGUAAGGAUCAGACCGGACAAAACGCAUCCGGUACCGCGUCCGGUAUGCCGGACUUUACGAAUGGCGAGACGAAAAUAAAGCAAGAGCCCGGUUUGAAUAACGGUAACAACGGGUGUAUGGGAGGCAGACAAACGCAGCAACAGCAGUUGUCAGCGAAUCGCAGCGAAUUGCAGCAGCAGCAACAACAGCAGCAGCAGUCUUUUUUAGAUGCCGGAACGGAAAAUAGUAUCGGUUUUCCGUCGUAUUCCGGCCAAUCCGAUACGACGACAAUGACAAUGAGUACCACUGGGACGAACAGCACUUCUACUUCUAUGUUGAACCCGUUACAGCUUGGUGCAUUGCUCGGACAAGCAAAAAACUCCCUAACUAGUAAUUCAAACACGAAUGAGCGUGGCAAGAAGACGCGCAAAAGGAAAACUGGUACGGACGGGCUUUGGCGUAGUCCCAAGCGAAAGAGCGACGGCGGAGAUAAUAACACCGCGACGGAAAUCCUGCUGGAGAGUUCAAGUUCAGAAAACUCCACACCGUUGGGAACGCCCACGAGUCGAGAGAAUCUCGCAGAGACUAGAACAUCUACACCUACCUCAGCUACUAGUUUGACAAGUGGUAUGGAUUUUUCAAAUUUGGAUACUACCGAUAUACUCGAUAAGAGUGCCUCAGAUUACGAUCUCGACAAUUCCGAGAAAGACAGUGAGAUCAUGGAAGUGCAACAUAGUAGCACGGAGCAGCAACAACAGCAACAACCACAACAAGAAGUAGAGGAAUUGAUAAAGAUGCGUGAAUCCUCAUCGACGCGCAAAUCGAAGAAGAAUCGAAGUAGUGGUGGUAGCGAGGAAAAGAAAUCGAGUCCAACGAACAUAUUCGUUGACGAGACAUCGACAACGAGUAAUGGUAACAAAGGUCUGCCGGUACCACCAUCAGUAAGUAUCACUCCAAUUUCGUGCGGUAAUCUGGAUCAAGCGAGCACCACCAACUAUAACUCCGUAUUGACUGGUAUGGGUUUGGAAAGGAGACCUGGCAUCGAGAUCAUACCUAUCGCCUCAUCGCCAUCGCAGACUAAUCUACCGAGCUCAAUCACCAUCACUCCGAUCGCCGGUCCAACACCGUCUCCGAAAACCGGCAGUCUGACAAGCGCAACGGAAGAUCGGCAGCGAAGCGAACGGAAGAGUGGUGGCGGAAAAAGCAGCAGUAGCAGUAGCAAAAGCAGUUCUGAGGAUACUAAGAGUGGUGGAAGCAAACUGGAGAAACGGCGCAAACGUAAACGAGAGGACGGUCCGAUGGGUCCACCGGACAAAGUCCCAUCGGGUGGCAAACAGCAACAAGAUCCACUCUCGAAACCAGUGUCAGUGAGUAUCAAGCCUAGCACCGAGCAAUCACCACCGAGCGGUGGUAGUGCUGGUGUUGGUUUGAGCUGCUCAUCUUCGCGGCCUACUUCGCCCGCAGCUGUAAGGAAAUUCAGUCCUUCACCUACUCACUCAAGUUCGCUCGCCACACUUGUAGGUAAGUCCAGUCCUACCUUGAAGGCCGGUCAAUCGGCAGCAGCAACUUGUGGUAAACCAGUUCAAAGUCCAAAGCACUCGCCUGUCUAUGGCAGCAGUCCGAAGCACAACGCGCCGAACGUUUCAGUGGUUCCUAUGUCGGUCCCGAUGUCGCUAUCGGUGUCUACGGUGCCCAAUACAGUGGGCAACGUGCCGUCCGUAGCGGUAUCCGUUCCGGUCCCUGCUAGUGCGAGCCCGAAACAUGGCAACACUUCGUCUCCAAAACAUGGUAGUUCGGCUGCAAGCAGUGGCAAACCCAGUAUGUCCGCCUUAAAAUCAGCGGCAAACUCGCCAUCUAGUAAGAGCAGCAGCAGUAGCUCUUCUGACUCAGCAACGACCCCAUCCAAAGUCAAGUCUUCUUCUUCGUCCUCCAGUAAAGAUUCCUCCGGUCGUGGAGAUAAAGAUAGACGAACGUCAUCCGUCAGUUCAUCUGGUGGUUCAGGUAGCGGCCAUCAGAGUCCCAAGACCAAAUCCUCCAGCAGUAAAAUGAAGCUAGAGAUGAUUUCCCCCGGCAGCGAAGCCACCCAAGUCUCUUCUCUGCAAGCUUCUGGCGGAAGUACUCCACCAUCUGGUCAGGUCGAUGCAGCAAGCAAAUCUGCGAUUGCAGCCCAGCAGGCACGAAAUCGCAAAAGUUCUCUCAAUGCCGUGAUCGACAAAUUGAAAAAUGCUCAGCAUUGUACCGAAACGGAUGCUUGUGGAAACGGUGGAGGUAACGUGAAAGGCAGUGGAUCCUCCGGUCUUAGCAGUACUGGUGGAAUGAGUAGCGCUGGACAGAAAGAGAAGAAUAUUGGCGGCAGUGGUUCAUCGUCGUCGAGUGGAGGAAAGACUAUUGGAGAAGGAGGAAAAUCUUGUGUCACCAAAAAUGCGUCCAUAGAUACGAAGAAUCCCGGCGAAUACAUGGUGAAGCACAGCUCAGAUGGGAUAAAGAUUACUAUCAACAAAACUCGUACUAAAGAUUCUAAGCAAGCCGCCAACUUGAAGCUGUCGUCAUCGGGAUCAAUGGCGGCAACUUCAUCUUCGAGCUCUUUAUCGUCCGUGGCUUCUUCAUCAUCGUCAUCAUCAUCAUCCAGUAACGUAAUCACUGGCAACAAUGGUUCGCCAAAGACACAUACGGGUCUCAAACCUGGUGUAAAUUCUGGACCGGCAUCAAAGAAGCCACAAACGUUACAGGCUACACAGAAAAUGCUACCCACGAAGAUGAUGUUGGCCGCCGCCGGUAUGAAAUCCGCUAUUUCUUCUUCGGGCGCGACGAAUACUGGCACUGGUGCGGGUAUCACGGCAUCUGCAACAGGAGGCGUUGGAGGAAAUCCCUUAUCAAAGAGUUCAUCCUCCAAAGCUUCUGGUUCACCGAAGACGAGUUCUGGUGUGACUGAUUUGAGCCGUGGUCGAGAUAAACCUAGAAUCUCAAAAUCUGGCGACAAGGGAAUAUUUGCGUCGAAAGGCCUCGGUGAUGCCAGAAAAUCGAGCCCAUCCGCUCUGCGCGAAGAGAGCGAAAGCGAGCGCGCGUUCAAGUUGCUAGCAGCGCACGCGUCUAUCUCUAACCUUCCGCCAAGUUUGCCACCUCAACUAAUGAUGGAAGGUCUAAUGAAGCAACUAGACACUAAGUUUCAGAUACCGAAACUGUCGGCUCGUGCGAAUGUCGCUGAUGCCGAUAAGAACAAAUCAUCGGACAAGUUGUCGAUACUGCCCGAUUCCACUAAACAGACCCUCGAUGGUCUGAAACAAGAACAGAGCAAGAUCGCUGGUCUGUCCAAUAUCACUGUAUCAGUAUCCAAAUCAUCACAGCCAGACGAUCAAUCAAGACGGGACCAUUCGCAAAAUAAACCAGACAAUCUGUCGAUCACAACAUCCGCUGCCAGCGCGAUAUCUUUGAAUCUCGUUGGGGAGAACACCGGUUUGAUGCUGCCUCCACAAUCGACUGCUGAUUCCGAUGUACCUACGAAUCUGUGCAUCCAACCGAUGGUGGAUAAUGAACCAUCCCGCGACUCGUGCAAAGAUUUAGGAAUGAGACAAACAUCCACUGGUCAGCAAUUUCUCGGUAAGAUCGAUGACACAAACGUCGGUGGAAUUCUCUCCAAGAGUAACGUUUCCGAUCAGUUGACGUCAUCAGGCGCCAAGUCCUAUGGAACCAUGACAAGCUCCAACACCUCAACCGCGUCGAGUGGCGCUAUCGUUGCCGAGAGUCUAAAUCUGAGUACCAAACCUGCUGACCAGGCAGUUCUGCAAACUAAAUAUAAUAAGAUCACCGUAGAGGAGAAGAAACAGCAGCAGACAUCAUCCGCAUCGUUAUCAUCAUCUUCCUCAUCAUCAUCAUCAUCUUCAUCAUCGUUGAUUUUUUCGUCGCUAGCCAGCGUCGCGACUUCAUCAGACGGUAAUCCCGUCAUGACGUCCGACAGCGGCGGCGGUGGUGGCAGUAAUGGUAGUGGUGAACAGGAAGUGGCGGCAGCGGCAGCUGCGGCGGAGAUGCUAUUGGACUUCUCCGCGGCGAACAAAGAUUCUAUGACGAAGGGAAGCCAUGGUCUGCCAGUGUCGUUAACGCAGCACCAUUUGACGACGAUUCCGGAGCGGGCGAUGACCCAGGCAGCGCCGACGGUGCGUCGCAAUACACCGCCACCGCCACCGCCUCCGCCGCCACUUCCUGCUCCGUUCCCGCCUGCUGCUAGUCCGUCCGUCAGUGUGCACAUUGUCAAGAGUCCGGCACCGAGUCCCCGAGUGAUCCCACCCUCACCCCAUUCGUCCGCGUCACCUUGCAUCACCGACGACGAACUUAUGGACGAGGCGCUGGUUGGUAUGGGUAAAUGAAGAUUACUAAAAUUGUAAGACAAAGAGAGAAUACUCGUUUCUUUCAUAUUCUUCAACUUUCUAGAACAGAGAAAAGAUCCUACCGGAAACGGGAACACCCGAAUAAAAUUCUGAACUUUUCUCUUAAAAUUGUACAAAUUGUAUCCAACUUCUUCGAAUUUAAAAGUUAUUCGCGUGUUCUCUCUUUCAUUCUCUCUUUCUCUCUACUCU